Molecule: messenger RNA, 4393 nt
Organism: Linum trigynum
Lineage: Eukaryota; Viridiplantae; Streptophyta; Magnoliopsida; Malpighiales; Linaceae
Source: the annotation of a GenBank genome assembly
ACCUCAUCAUUUUAAAUAUCAGACUCCUCCCUUAAAGGUACUCUUCUAUUUGCUAGCAACAUCUGAAAUUUUUCUUCCCAUUUUUUGUUCAUUUCUGCCAUUUGCUCUUGAAAAUCUUUUGUAAUUUGAUCAACUCUUUGAUUAGUUUCCCUUUUAACUUCUUCCACUUGUGCAACGAAGAUGCAUUACAUUGCUUGAAGUGUUCUGGACCUAGAUAUAAGGAUGUUUCUGAGCAAGACAAGUGCAAUAAAUCAGAAAAGAAAAAAGGAGUUGCUCAUAAAGUUUUGCGUUACUUUCCUUUGAAACCAAGGUUGCAAAGAUUAUUUAUGUCACCAGAAGUAGCUGCAAACAUGCGAUGGCAUCAUGAUGAGCGUUUGAAAGAUGAGAUUCUUAGACAUCCAGCAGUGUGGAAGUCUUUUGAUAAACUAGAUCCAGGGUUUGUCAUAGAACCUCGUAAUGUCAAGUUAGGAUUAUCAGCAGACGGAGUCAAUCCUUUUGGAAACAUGAAUAAUUCUCACAGUACUUGGUCGGUUGUUGUUACCGCUUAUAAUUUGCCACCUUGGAUGUGUAUGAAGCAACCAUAUUAUAUGUUGUCAUUAUUAAUUCCUGGUUCUAAAGCUCCUGGAAAUGAUAUUGAUCUGUAUUUACAGCCUUUGGUAGAGGAGUUGAAAGAACUGUGGUAUUAUGGUGUUGAUACUUAUGAUGCUUCAAGGAAAGAAACUUUUCGUAUGCGUGCUGCACUUUUGUGGACCAUUAAUGACUUUCCAUCCUAUGCAAAUUUAUCAGGAUGGAGCACAAAGGGAGCAUUAGCAUGCCCUUCAUGUCAUAAGGAGACUCAUGCUAUCAGGCUGAAACAUGGGAAAAAGUUUUCUUACAUGGGUACUCAUCGGUUUUUAUCUUCUGAACACAGGUGGCGUGGUGAUAAGCGGUCCUUUGAUGGAACGGUCGACCAUAGGUCUGCUCCAACACCCUUAUCAAAUGACCAAGUAUUCAAACAAGUGAACAAUCUUGAAUUUCAAGAGUUUGGCAAAGAUGAGCAAAAGAACAAGAAAUAUGUUCGCAAAAAGUAUUUGAAUUGGAGAAAAAAAAAGUAUUUUUUUUCCAGCUACCUUAUUGGAAGAGGAAUUUACUACGUCAUAACCUUGAUGUUAUGCACAUUGAAAAGAAUAUACGUGAUAACAUUAUUGACAGUUGACACUUCGCUGAAUAUUGAGGGAAAAACUAAAGAUGGGUUGAAUGCCCGACGAGAUGUGAUGCAAUGCAUAUGAGGAUAAGGAAAAAGUUACAUCCCAAAGAGAAAGAUGGAAAGAUUUAUAUACCACCGGCAUGUUACAAUCUUUCUUCAGCACAAAAUAAGAAGUUAUGCAGGUUUUUGAAGGUUGUGAAAGUUCCUGAUGGCUUUUCUUCGAAUGUGUCUAGAUGUGUGAGUGUGAGAGAUCACAAAAUAGUUGGGCUUAAAAGUCAAGAUUCUCAUAUUAUGCUAGAGCGUCUUCUAUCUCCUACUCUACGUGGUAUUGCCCUUCCAAGUGUUUACGAUGCCAUUACUGAAUUGUGCAUAUAUUUUAGAGAGUUCUAGAGAAUUGAGUGUGGAUGUUUUAGAGCAUCUUAACUUUACAAUUCCUACAACACUGUGCAAGCUCAAGAGAUUGUUUCCACCAACAUUCUUUGAUGUUAUGGUGCAUUUAGCUGUUCAUCUUGCUACUGAAGCAAAACUUGCCUGACCAGUUCAAUUUCGAUGGAUGUACCCAGUAGAGAGGUAAUAUUUCAUUAUAUAUAAGAUAUAUGAACUAAGUUAUGUUUGAGUUUGUGUUACUCUAAUUUGUGUAAUGGGUUCUUGUGUUGGUGCAGGUUUCUUCGUAAAUUGAAAUAUUAUGUUCGAAAUAAAAAUCGCCCAAAAGGUUCUAUGGAAGAAGGAUAUAUUGUGGAAGAGAGUAUUAUAUUUUGUUCAAGGUACUUACAGGGAAUGGAAACUCCAUUCAAUAAAUUGGAGAGAAAUGCUGAUGGAUGCCAUAUUAAUUCAAGUAAAAAACUAUCAGUUUUUGGUCAAGCUGGAUAUCCAUUAACAACAAUUAAAUCAAGAUCAUUGGAAUUCUCAGAAAGAGAGCAAGCUCUUCCUUAUGUCUUAAAUAAUUGUGAAGAAGUUGAACCUUUUCUAAGGGAAUAUGAGAAAGAUGCACAUGAUGUAGCAUUCCAUCAAUGGUUCUAUAACAAGGGGAUGUCUGAACUCCAUCAUAUUCAAGGUUCUAAAGAUGAUGAACUGAUUAGUUGGGAGAAAGAAUCUCCCCAAUAUGAUUUUAUGGUUCAUAACGAAUCUGAUGGUAUUGGUAGCAAUCAUGAUAGUGACAAUGGUGAAGAUGAAGAUAAUAGUUCUUAUGAGGAAGAAGAUGAUGAAGACCUCUUGUUAUAAGGUAUAACAUAUAUUAUAUUUGACAACUUUUGUUUGUUUUAAUGAUUUCCUCAAAAUUAGAAUUUAAUUUUGUAAUUUUCUUGUUGUACAGCUACAUGUGAUAUCAUGUUCAAAUCCUUUAUCAGAGCUUGCCAUUUUUGGAGAUAUUUGGCAGUCACACUCACCUCAUAUUUUGUUGGUUUCUCCUCAGUAUUGGUACAUGAGAAUGCAUUCUCAUUAUUUCUGGAAUACAAAAACUUCCUUUAAGUUUAGCUGAUUAUUAUGAACCUAGAGAAUGUGUAGACUGAUUUAGUGGUAGUUUGUAUGGAUUAUUGUGUUCUUGAACCUCGUGCUUUUCUUGUUUGGACUAAUUAUCUUCUAUGUCAAAAUUUGUUAAGAAACCUCUUUUUAUUUGGUUCCUUUGUAAGCUAUUAAUUUUUUCUCAACAAAGUUAUUUAUUUAUUGUUUCAUAAAGAAUGAUUUGGUCCUCAGCUAUCCCAAAUUACAUUAAAUUCACAUCUUCGAAUAUUAGAAACCUAGCUUUGCACCAUGCCCAUCCAUUACAAACCAUUAUCCUACAUACUAGCAAAGCUAGAAACUAACAGGAACAUCGGUCUUCUAAACUCCAUUACAAUGAACGAAAAGUUCAAUUGAAAAUAGCCAUAAACUAUAUGAUUUGGGAUUAAUAUUGAAGUAAAUUAGCCAAGUUCCUCAUCUAUCAACUCCCCAUCCAAAUCCCAUUGAUAUCAAACUCGCAUUCAUAUAAAACCAAACAAUGAAAGUAAUAAGAGAAGGAUACAAACAAAAAAUAAAGAGGGCAGAGAACUCAGAGCCACUUUUACAAGUUGGCUUCCGCAGACUGGCAAUGACGAUGACACAAAAGGUCUCAACACUAUAAAAAGUGUCCAGUUUAAUGUAUGGCUACAGUGUGCAUGGCCUUGGCAAGUGGUGAUAGGUUGCUACCAUUAGCUACCAUUUAUAUAUCCAUAGCAAACGUAGUUUUUUUCUAGGUUGUUUUAAGGAAAUUAAAGAUAAUAUAAUUUACUUAUUGCUACAAAUUAUUAUAUAUAAAACUAUCAUUUCAUGUUGGUCACCUACAAUUUAGAAUUUUCGUAACUGAAUAUUAUUAGUAGUUGCGAGAUCAUAUUUUGUGGCUAAAAGUAAUAAAAUUGUCAUGCAUAAAAAAGUUUAACACUAAAAUGCAAUAAGUUGGCUACGACUCAUGUUGUGGCAAACAAUGUAGUAGCUAAAACAUUAGUUAUGGCUACAAUUCUUGUAGAGCAAAACUAAAAAUCACCAUUGGCUACAAAAAAUGACUUCUGUAGAUAUAUAUUCAUUUUGAAAUAUGAUUAGCUAUGAAGUAAUAAAAUAUAUAGCUAUUGUUGUACACUAGCCACAAUUACUUGACCUGUAACUAAGAAUUCGUGUCUAUAUGUAUGGUUUGUUGUAGUGUUUUCACUUAACUGCACAAAAAAACGGAGUCUGAACACCUUCUAGUUUCAUUCCAUGCAACGAGAUAUUGGCUGUGUGCGAUGAACAAGUAAUGCUCACAGCUUUCAAAUCCAUCCGUAUUCGUUAAGAUAUGUACAUGGCUUUCUUUUAGGCUCGCAAAGAAUCUACGUUGGCUUAUUGUAUAUGCUGGUACAAUAAUAUGAGAUAUUCCAGCAAUAUGAAAAAUUGCUAUGAGAUAAUAAUAAAAAACACAAUAAUGCAUAUCAGAAAUAAAAAAAUACAUACAUGAACACAAAAAUACAUACUCGAUUAUAAUUUGGAUCUAAGGGAAGGAGGAGAGGACCAUGGUCACUUGAAUGUAUUUUCAAGUGUCGUGUUGGGUCGUUCACAUCCACUUAUAGUAUCCUUUCUCUCCAAGUGAAGCCCAAUUGUUUGGCCUUGUGGGAGUUGGUCAUUGAGUGCAAGCAGUAGAGCCUUCGUACUUAAAAGGUUGCUCAUUGAAUAAGAGUGUGUUGUAUUGUUGUUUAGUAGUGUUAACAAAGUCAUUGUCUAAAC